This is a messenger RNA of Manis javanica (Malayan pangolin), 8237 nucleotides long. Its product is annotated as sialic acid-binding Ig-like lectin 8. Gene Ontology annotation, biological process: cell adhesion. The record is from RefSeq and is a predicted model, not a curated record. Gene Ontology annotation, molecular function: sialic acid binding. Lineage: Eukaryota; Metazoa; Chordata; Mammalia; Pholidota; Manidae. Gene Ontology annotation, cellular component: plasma membrane.
UUGGGUUCCAGAUAUGACAGCUUUGCCCCCGAAUCAAGUACUCCCAGUGGUCUGUACCACAGCAUUUAUUUACCACCCAUGGGCAGGGUGAAGCCCAACAUCCUCGGGGGUUACAAACCCUGCGUUUCGUGGUGGGCAUCCCUGUGGACAGCAGUACUGGUGGUCAGGGAAGAUGGGGCUUCUGUGUACAGGUGAACGGCCCUAGUCGUCUGGUUAAGGACAUCCUGGGACAGUGUCUCAGCAGGAGAGGAAUACGAGGGAUGCUGUUUUCCUGGGUCCUUUGCAUGUCACUGUAGACUUCUGUCUGGGUCACCUGUGUCCACCUGGGUCACCCAUCCAUUUACUGGGGCUCCAUGGUCCUUGCGCCCUGAGGUCCAGCUGGUGGCUCUCCCCAGGACCUCCCUUGCUUCCCAGCAGUUGCACAGCUGUGAGGUCACAUCAGCAAGGUGAGCUGAAGGGCCAGCGGCAAUAGGGAGACCUGCCCCUCCACUGACCCCCAGAGCCUCGGGGGGGCCACUUCAGCCUCUCCCUACUCUGUGGCCACCUUUAAUCCGGAAGCAGUAGGGAAGGGAUUCUGGGACAUGUUGUUCCAGCUGACCUGGGUUACGUGUAAUGCUUCUGGGAAGGGGAUACCGGCAUGGGCUGUUCAUGAAGAUGAAUGGAAGAAAACAGACUCGUUUUUCUACGCACACAAAGUCUUAAAAACACAUGCAAAGCUCUAAUAUUGAAGGCAGAGUGCUUGGCAAUGAAACUACGAAGAGCAAGGAGACAAUUACGUUACGAUGAGGCUAGGGGCUCCUUCACAGGGAGUGGGGUGUGGCAACAGGGAUGGGGGACCCAGGGGCAUGCCUGGGAGCUCGCAGCAUUCCAUUUCUAGGACAGCCUUACUUUGUGAUGAAUCACCGAAUUGUUCUUGUGGGGGCACUUCUCUGUACGUGUCUUGUAUUCCCCCGCAGAAAAAUGUUUCAAGAAAACUGAACCUGGGUCUAAGGGGCCCCACCUCCCAGGAUUUCCACAACUUCCUCCCAGCCCCCAGCCCCCCAGGUCAAAACUGCCUUCUGUGAAUUCGGUUGUCCAGUCAUCCCUGAGGAUGGGCCGCCCCCAGCUGGCGUUCCUCGCUCUGGGUCUCCUGCACACCCGGACCCCUGGCGCAGAGCCUGCACUGCACCCACAGAGCUCGGGAGCAAUGAGACGUGGGGUCCCGCCGGAGGCAGCGAUGAAGAAAUGCAGCCCAGAGCCCAAACAGCCCCCCCGAGGGGGAAGUUUCCCUUGCGAAAUCUGCCCCUUUCCUUCUGCAGUUUUUCUUACCAGCCCCCACCUACAGAGACGCCCAGUGUCCCAGGGAACAGGACAGCCAGGCUGCCGCGACGUCCUCGGAGUCCUGGCCUCCGCAGCCCCAGCAUCCCGCUGCCCAGCCCUCCUGAGGCUCAGCCUCCAGCCUGGUGGGAGCGACACCCCACCCAGCCGGGUGUUCCUCAUCACGGCGCCUGUCUCAUCGCAGGCUGGUCACUUGUCUCCCCGCUGGCUGUGUGACCUCAUGUGCAGGGGGGCUGCCCGCCACGUGGAUGCUGUGGGAGGGAGAAUCGUCGGCCUCCCGCUCCCCGGCCUCCCAUCUCCCACGGCCCCACGGCCCUUCCCUGGCAGGACCAGCUUCCACAGACAUCUACAGCCUGUGCUCAAGGGGUCUGGCCGGAGGGACACGUUUUCGCUUUGUGGGAAACCACCCUGGAGGGGAAGGGCAGGACGGGGAGCCAGGAGAGGUGCUGAGCCCCACCCCUCACCCGGUUUGGGGUUCCCAGGAGUAGAUGGCUUGGGGUGGGGGCGCUGUCGGCCCUGAUGGAGCCAGGCCCUGAAGCUCCUCCCCCGAGGAGGGUCACUGUCCUGACCUCGCCCUCACCUUCCCGUUGGGGCCUCCUCUGAUCUUGCAGCUUUUAGUUCCUGAGAGACAGACUCCCCAGGGGAAGCUGCCCCGCCAACCCAGACAUGUUCCUGCUGCUGCUGACAGUGGCGCUGCUCUGGCGGCGGGAGGGGGCUGAGGGCUGGGGGGGGUCCCUCUGGGGUUACAAGCUGCAAGUGCAGGAGUCCGUGACGGUGCAGGAGGGCCUGUGCGUGCACGUGCCCUGCGAUUUCUCCUACCCCUGGGAUGGCUGGACUGACUCUACCCCGACUUAUGGCUACUGGUUCCGGGAAGCGGCUGAUACAUUCCAUGAUGCUCCCGUGGCCACAAACAACCCAGGCCGUAAAGUGCAGGAGGAGACCCAGGGCCGAUUCCACCUCUUAGGGGACCCCGGUUUCCACAACUGCUCCCUGGACAUCACAGAUGUCAGGAAGACAGACGAAGGAAAAUACCAGUUUCGGGUAGAGAGAGGGAAUGAUGUGAAAUAUACUUACCUCUCUCCCCUGCUCUCCGUGCAUGUGACGGCCCUGACCCACACGCCCCAGCUCCUCAUCCCAGAGACCCUGCAGGGUGGCCACCCCCAGAACCUGACCUGCUCUGCGCCCUGGGCCUGCGAGCGGGGCGCGCCCCCCAUCUUCUCCUGGACGUCAGCCGCCCUCACCCUCCUGGACUCCCGGACUCCCCACUCCUCAACCAUCACCCUAACUCCGCGGCCUCAGGACCACGGCACCAAUCUCACCUGUCAGGUGUCCCUGACUGAGAGCAGAGUGACCACAGCGAGGACUGUCCACCUCAAUGUGUCCUACCCUCCACAGAACUUGACGGUGACUGCCUUCCCAGGAAACAGUACAGCCACAGCCCUGGUGAAUGGUUCGUCCCUAUCAGUCCCAGAGGACCAGCCCUUGCACCUGGUCUGUGUCGUCAUCGACAGCAACCCCCCUGCCAGUGUGACCUGGGCCCGAGGGAGCCUGACCUUGAGCCCCUCACAGCCCUGGAACCCCGGGGUGCUGGAGCUGCCUCGGGUGCAGAGCAAAGACGAAGGGGAGUUCACUUGCAGAGCUCAGAAUGCCAUGGGCUCCCUGCAUAUGUCCUUGAGCCUCUCCCUGCCCAGAAGCGAGGGGCCUGUCCCAGGCAUGAUGCUGGGAGCAGUGUGGGGCGCGGCCGCCACAGCUCUACUCUUCCUGGCCUUCGGCUUCAUCACCCUCAUAGUGAGGUCCUGCAGGAAGAAAGUGACAAGGCCAGCAGUGGACGUGGGGGUUCUGGGCAUGGGGAAUGCAAAGGCCAUCACAAGGUCAGUCUCUCAGGGUCCCCUAAUUGAAUCCUGGGCAUGUAGCCUCACAGAGGCUCUCCCAGAUGUGGCUGCCACCUCCUCAGUGGAGGAAGAAGAGAUCCAUUAUGCAUCUCUCAGCUUUCGUGAAGCAGAGCCUUGGAAACCUCAGGUACAAGAGGGCACCAGUGUGGAAUACUCAGAGGUCAAGAUCCACAAGUGAGAAACUGCUGAGACUCAGCCUUGGCUUGAGGGAUCACAACCCCUGUGGGGAAAAGAAAAAGUCAGGGACUAAUUCCUAUAGAACCAACCCCCACCCCCCACACCAUCAGGUAAUGAGUACACACAUACAGUGAAGAUAACACAGGCUUUUGAACCAAGGAGUUUUGGGUUUGAGUCACAUUCUGCUCUCCCCAUACUAAGUAAGUGAGAGAUCAAACCCCUGUGCCUCAGUUUCCUGCUCUGUGCAACAGUGAUGAGAAGCCUGACCUGAAAAUUUGUGGUGAGAAUGAUAGGAGUGAAAUCCUAUCAGGGUGCCUGGAACCAAGUGUACACAGAACACAUGCUGGAUCCCUGUGUUUUGAACAGAAAUAUCCUACUGGAAAUUUUUCCUAAUUCUGGAGAUGACCAGCAUCAGACCUUUGUCCUUGCACAUUGAAAUCUUUCCUCCUGGAAUGCCCUACAACCAGGCCCUCAUCUUCCUAUCUUUGAAAGCCAAGCUCAAGAGAUAGACUUCUAGCUUGAGAGGAAAGUCAAGCAAUAGCUCAUCUCCCUUUAUAGAUAUAAACAAACAAAUGAGGAAAGUUCCCAAAUGAUCAUGUGACCAUCUAAUGAAUGAAACAUGAUCCCCAAAUUCACCUACAGCACCCAAAUGGAGAAAGUUGUCUAUCACAGCAAUCAUUCCUUAAAGUAGCCAUAAUGAAAGGACACCAAAAAUUGGAUGAAGCAUUAAAAAUUCCCCAAAACUGGACCACAGCCCAUUUGUAACAGCCCUAAAAGACAUUAAAUACUGAGGAAUGAUUUUUCAAAAUGUGAUACUUACCUGCUGAAAAAGACAGCAUAUUGCUAAGAGAAAUUAAAGAAGAUUUAGAUGAAUGAAGAAAUAUACCAUGUUCAUGGAUUGGAAGAUACAACAUUGUUAAGAUGUUGGUUUUCUCCAUAUUAAUUAAAAGUAAUUCUGGUCAGCAGAUGUAUAUAUAUAUUCAGUCGAAUAGCACCAAAUCUAUUUAAUUGGGAAAGGAAGGACUUUUUAACAAAUGGUGGUAGAGCAAGUGGAUCAAGUUUUGGAAAAAAUGAACCUUGACCUCUUUUGCACAUCUAUUUAUGUAAUCUAUUCUCACAUCUAUUUCUCACAUGUAUAUAUGUAAUUUUUACAUACUAAAAAUUAGUCUGAGUUGAUUUAAAAACCUAAAAGUAAAAGCCAAAACUAUAAAGCUUUAUUGUGCUUGUCCAGUAUGGUAGCCACUAGCCACACACGGCUAUUGAGCACUUGGAAUGUGCUACACUUAGUAUUGCAAAAAAGAAGGUAACAUAUCUCAUUAAUCAUUUUUAAUAUCGGUCACAUUUCUGAUCUAUCAGGUUAAAUAGAAUCGUAUCAAAAGCAAUUGCAACAGUUUCAUUUGACUUCUUUUUAUUGUGGCUACUAAAUUUUUUAAAUUACACAUUUGGCUUGCAUGCUGUUUCUAUUGGGUAGCAUUGUCCUAGAAGGAAACCAGGAGAAUGUCUGUGGGUACACAAAGGUUUCUUAAAGGACAUCCAAAGUAAUCAUCUGCACACUGAUAAAAUUGUCUAUUAUAUAACAUAAUGAGGAACAGUGAUCAGUGGCUUUCCUGGCUCCCCACUUGGUUUCCUCUCUCCUCCCACCCUGAGCCUGAGAUGGCCAAUGAGGACGGGAACAUGAAACUUUGGCAAGGUCGUCUGGGUUUUUGGAGGUGGACUCAACAGGCAGAGGGAGCCUAGGAGAAGGACUUACAGUGAUUCUGGGGGCACCUGGGAGGGGAUCACACCUGCUCUUCUAAAAUCCAUCUGUUCUGCACGUGGAAUAUUCUGUUAGGACACGUUCAUAUCCCCAUAUCACUGCCACCAGGCACGCCUGGAAAGGAUGAGGCGGCGGAGCAUCGCUGACGUCCCUACUAAGUGCUCUCCGAAGUGAAAUCCCCCGUGUGGCAUGUGCAGACCCUGCAGCCUGGAGUCCCCACCCUGGGCACAUUCCUUAUAGAAACUCGAGGACCCCAAGUGGUACAGAAUGUGUUUCCAGCUGAAUUCUGCACAAUACCUACGGAAUUAUUACCCCUGAUUUGCUGACACGCUCCUCGUGGCUUUGAGGGGUUCUGGAGCCUGUGGGUUUCAUUUCUCUGGAGAACCCUGACUGCUGUACUGGGAGUUCAAACCACCCCAAGAGACUCCCCAGCCUAGGUGCUCACCAUCAGUUUCCUAAACCCAAGUUUAAUAUUCAGGGCAAGUGCCCCCUCUCCCUACACACACCUGUCUCCACGACGUCCUUAGAGUUAACCUUUACAGAUUUAGUUGGGACCCAAUAGCAAACAUCCACAGGAUCGUUUUCUGUGGCUGAGUAAAAAAUGCCUUAAGUCUGGCAUCACCAUCACUCAGAGAGCUAGGCCAAGGAGGUGGGGCCUGGGACAAGGGCUGGCGGUUACCAUCGCAAACCUUCACCACUAACAUCAUGAAGAACUUCUCACAGCCCUGAUUCUCUCUGAACAAGGACCAGGGUCCCCAUGACCAUCUCCCUUCGGUGGCCAUGUAGCUUGGCCCCAGGGGCGGCCCCUCCAAGGGCAGACAGAAAGCCACGCCCCCUCUCUUCCAUCUGAGUUCCCGCACUCCCUGGGAAAAAAACUCAUCCCUUCCCAGGACAAAGGUCCCCUUGUAAGUGACAUGGAGUGCCACUCCCCAGCCCCACCCAGGGCACCUUCUGGGCUUGAACAGAGCCCACCCCACCCUAGGAGGUGAGCCCAGAGAUUCAUGCAUAGUUUCAGGAGGCGGCUCUCUCUUCUGAGACUGCCGGGUGUCCUUGCUGGGUCCAAACUGGGCCUUGGAGUCUGACCACUGCUUGUUUCCUUAAAAACAAUUGAACACUUGUAAGACCUCCUGGGCCAUAUGCCUGGCACCUGGCCUGAGUGAGGGUCUGUGCCAGGUGCUCCCAAGGGUCCUGUGAAAUGCAGAGUACUGACCGCUAUGCAGAUGAGAAAAUAGGCUCAGAGAGGUUAUGCAGCUGUCCAACGUCUCACCAGCAUACCCCUUGGCCAUACUGUUUGCAGGUAAGAGCAUUCCUUGAGGACUUUUGUUUUUUGCUGCAAGAGAGUCGGUAAAUGACACAGUCUCAGGGACAAGAUAGGCACAGGUGAGGAGAUGAAGGAUGAGGGACCCCAGCCCAUUUCUUUGGGGCUGGUUGUUUAUUCAUUUGUUUUUUUGCCAAAAAUUAAAAAAAUAAUAACUUUUUAAAAAUUGAAGCAAAAUUUGCCUAUAAUGAAAUACACAGAUCUUAGAUGUACAACUCAAUGCAUUUUGCCAAAUGUGUACACACAUGUAUAGCCGACACUCCAAUCAGAGACAGCAGUUUUCCAUCACACCGGAAAGAUCUGGGUGCCCCCCUCCCAGAAAUCUUUCAGACCUAAAAGCCUCUCUUCUGAUUCCUGUCACCAAAGACCUUCUUUCCAUGUCCUUGAAUUUUAUAUAAUUGGAAUGAUAUAAAUUGGCAGAAUUAUAGAAUUCAAGUUAUAUAAUUGAAAUAGAAAUGUAUUAAUCAUAAUAUUAGGUAAUAUUAUAAUUAGUUAUAUAAUACAUAAUUGAAACUAUAUAACUUCAUAAAUCAUUUACACUAUAAAUUAUAUAGUUGGUUAACAUAAUUGGAAUCAGCCAGUAUGUACUCUUGUGUGUGGUUUUUUCCAUCACUAUUGCGUUUUUUGAGAGUCGUCCGUGCCGCUGUGGGUAUCAGGAUUUUGUUCCUUUUUACUGCUGAGUGGGAUUCCAUUUUUAUGUUCAUGCACGUUGGGUUUGUUUCCAGCGUGGGGACAGAUUUACGAGUAAAGCUGCUGCAAACGUAUCUGUACACAACUGUGUUGAGGCGUAUUUUCCCUUCUCUCAAGCGCUGGGGGGCAGGGCUGAGGUGGAGAGAAUCGGGUCAGGGUCACCUGUUGGGAGCUUGAGGGUCUCUGGGUCCUCCCCAUGGAGACCAGGACCCAGUAGGCAGCUAGACGGAUGGAUGGUGAGGAGCUCAGGAGGGGGUAGGGACUGGAGCACAGUGGGAAGCAUCAUGGAGCCCAGCAAUCCUGAUAAGGAUUGUCUGCUGUUGUGGGUUGAAUUGUGUCCCCCCAAAGAGAGAUAUUCAGGUCCUAACCCCCAGAAUCUACCUGUGAAUGUGACUGCCUUGGGGCAGAGGGUCUUUGUGAUGUAAUCAAGUUAAUAUUAGGUCAGAAGGUAUUGGGGGACCUUAUAUUCAGUGACUGGUGUCCUUACACAAGGAGGGACAUUUGGACGCAGACACAUGUAGGGAAGAAGGCCAAAUGCCGCAGGAGGCAGAGGCUGGAGUGACGCUGCCACUAGCCAAGGACUGCUGACGACUCACAGCUGCAGGUCAUCAGCAGUCCUUCUGAGGGAAGAAGUCACAUAGACCUGAGGAGGAGGGUCUUCCAGCAGCCUUCAGGGCGCGUGGCCCCGCUGACACCCUGUUUGGUCUUCCAGCCUCCACAGCUGGGUGAAAAGAAACUCCUGCUGUUUAGCCACCCAAUUUGUGACUGUUUGUCACAGCAGCCCGCGGGAACUAGUACAUUCUCCUCGCCUAGCUUUCCCCUGAGGGAUCAGCCUGAUCCCCGUCCCAGAGGAGGCCCCGGCGAGCUGCCCAAAAGGCCAGCAAGCAGAGGGACCAGGCCUAGUGCAGGCAGGCAGCCCUGGUGCCACAAGGGGGUCUUGGUCAGUGGGCCCCGCGGGAGAGUUUCCCUAGAGCCAGGCCCUUGCCGUCGCUGCUCUGUGAGCAAACAGCCAAGCAGCUCCCAAGGGCCGGGAAGGCCGCAGCUGCUAGGCUGCCCGAAGAUGCGGACGAAGGCAUUUCUCUUUCUU